CCACGUGCGCACGUGCGCGCGCUGCCGUGGCGAUAUACGACGACGAUUUUGAUGACCACCGUGCAUAAGCACGAUCACGAGGAGGAUCAUCACGAUCACGAAGGUGAUCACGACCUUGAUCAUCACGACGUCGACCGCGACCACGAUCACGAAGAACGUGAUCAAGUGGAUGAUCGUCACGAACACGACCACAAUCACGAACGUGAUCACGGAAGACACGAUCACGAACGUGAUCUUGACGCUGAAGAAGAACAUCGUGACGAAAUUCUCCACACCGAAAUAUCUCAGGAAGAGACUGUUCAAACCCCAGUUGAGGGCCAGAGUAUUGAGGAGCUCCCUGACCCUCGUACCAGGGCUCAGGUUGAGCAGGGACGACAACUGUUGUCAGGACGGCUCUACCUUUUGGCCACUGAACUGCACGACGCCGGUGCAGAGGUUGAGUCACAUGUGAGGGCCCAAUUUGAUCUGUGGAAAGCCCAGGCAGACCUGGAUGCAGCUCAGACUGACACCGACCUAUUGAAGAUACAGGAGUUCAUUAUCCAGUGCCGUAAAGCACUGGAUGCGCACAUCUGUCAGCAGUUCGAAGACAUAGCAAAUGGCAGAAACGCCAAAGCUGAUGUGGUAGUCACGAAACAGACAAUUGAUGAGAACAUCCGACAAUUGGAAGAAGCUCUUGAAAAAGAGAAAACGCGCAAGGCAGAAAUGCUAAAGAAGAAAGAACAAGAUGAACAGCAAGCAAAACGAGAACAAGAAGUCAGACAGCAUGUGGUUAUUGUGUCAGGGGAAGAACAGGUUGUGGCAUUGAACCAAGUGGUUGAGUACCUCGCUCACUUGGAGACAAUGCUCGACCAUUUUGAAGCAAAGUUGGAAGAAUUGACCGUAGGAUUGAAGAAUGUGACUAACUUGGUCAGAGGAAAGGAAAAAGAGGUUCGGAAGGAACAACCUGUGAAGAAACUAAUGGGUGAUGCUAUGAAAGAUCUCAAGGUCAAAGUAAAGAAGGGGGAACCAUCUGGGCCUCCCUCACCGACGCCACCACCAUCCAGUCCUCACCCAUCAGGAGGAAAGAAAGAUAAAGAAGAGAAAUCUGAGAAGCCAAUGCAGAAGGAAAAGGUAAAGAUGAAAUUGCCUUUCACGAUCAGUAAUAAGAAGGAUGAAAACUUAUUACAGUGGAUUGCAGAAAUACAGAUCUACGUCGGGACGACCCCCGUAGAAGAAGAAUCACAGGUCGCCUUCUCCACGUCGUGUCUUGGAGGGGAGGCCAAAAAGUGGGUCCUGGCCGAAGCUAAUGCAGCCGGAUUCGAUAAUAUUGGUAAGUGGGCCAGUACGAUUACCCUGAAACAGUUCCUGGACAAGAUCCGGGAACGUUUCCUUGACAAGACAACGACCGAUAAGGCCUUCGAUCAGCUCACUACCAUAGGUCAGAAAAAUAGGACGUCUGCGGAGCAGUUGUCCCGUGAGGUCGAUCGAUUGCUGCAAGUACCGGACUUAAAUCUGCAGGAUGAUCAGGUCCUGUAUAUUUAUGCCCGGGCCUUACCUGAACCUAUAAGAGGUGCAGGUGCGAGAUACGGUAAGCGAGUCCUUUGGCGCCAAAAGCCUCAGGACCACACGCUUGUCGUCUUUGACGACGACACAGUGGAGAAGCUACCAAUAGAAGAAGAAGGAGUUCCCAGCAGCAGUGAGUCCGGAAAGGGGGACGUCACUGCUGCCGUGGUCAACAAAGGAGGACCACGAGGUCCGUAUCGAGGGAGGAAACCAUGCUCGUUUCCUGCGCACCCAGGCAUCGUGGCAUUCAAGCCGUGGGAAAAGAUGGAGAUUGACCAAAAGACCUGGCAGGAGAGAAUGGACAAUGCGCAAUGUUUGAAGUGUGGAAAGGAGGGACACAUCAUUGCAUGGUGUCCACUCAUCCGACACCCAAAAGCGAGCCGCCAGUAGGAGUUGGAGAAGUCAGGCGAUGAGAAAGGACUAAAACUGGAAAGAAGAUUGUGCACGAAAUCU
This is a messenger RNA of Chara braunii, 1995 nucleotides long. NCBI's taxonomy places the organism in Eukaryota, Viridiplantae, Streptophyta, Charophyceae, Charales, Characeae. The record is from the annotation of a GenBank genome assembly.